ACAAACAAGAACUUCAUCAAUCUCUCAUUGUUUCCUCUCUCUUCUCUCACUCUAAAAAAAAAAAAAAAGAAAAAACAAGAUGAACAUACUAAUCUUGAUGUGGGUUUUAGCAUUAGUGUCAAGUGAAGGGACUUGUUUGGCAAACAACCUUAAUGUCUCCGAAGAAUCGGUAAGAAACGAGUGUGGAUAUACAAGAUACCCGGCCCUAUGUGUCCGAACCCUAUCUAACAUAGGAUUCGAUAAUCAUAACGUUAAUUUCUUGUCUACCCUUGUCAACAAGACAAUCUCCGAAACCACGUUGCCCUAUGCUUCUUACAACAACCUGUUCGAGUUUUUAGCUGAAAGUGUCACCUCCGACACUUAUGACACUUUUGAUAAUUGUAAGGAGCUGAUGGAAAUGUCUUCAAAACGGCUGAAACAAGCCAUGGCGGCUCUUCAAACGGCGGCUCCCGAAACCCACAAAGCCGACAUCCAGACAUGGCUCAGCGCCGCCAUGACCUUCCAGGAGUCCUGUCGAGACGCCGUUGCAGAACACCUCCCAUCGGGCGGCGCCGCCGCAAAAAUCCACCGGAAAAUGGCUCAGCUCAGCCAAUUGGCCAGCAAUGCGUUAGCACUAGCGAAUCGGAUCAGCGCCGGAAAGCCGCCGGCGAAGCCGUCAGGGCGGCGGCUCCUGCGGGCUGAGUUUCCGAGCUGGUUGUCGGCGGCUGAACGGCGGCUUCUCCAGGCGACCGGGCCGGUUCGGGCGAACGCGGUGGUGGCGAAGGACGGCAGCGGGAACUACAAGACGGUGGCGGCGGCGGUGGAGGCCGCCGGCGGCGGGCGGUUCGUGAUAUUUGUGAAGGCCGGGAGGUAUGAGGAGAGGAUAUAUUGUAAGAAGGAUGGAAUAACGUUGAUCGGAGAAGGGAAGUACUUGACCGUUAUUACCGCCGGCAGAAGCGUCGGCGAGGGUUCGACCCUGCGAGGAUCCGCCACUUUCACUAUCACGGGGGACGGUUUCAUAGCACGUGACAUCGGUUUCGAGAACAUUGCCGGGCCGGAGAGCCACCAGGCGGUGGCGCUGACGGUCUCCUCCGACCGCUCCGUUUUCUUCCGGUGCUCCGUCGCCGGCUACCAGGACACCCUCUACGCCCACUCCCUCCGCCAAUUCUACCGCGAGUGCGACAUCUACGGCACCGUCGACUUCAUCUUCGGCAACGCCGCCGCCGUCUUCCAGUCCUGCACCUUGCUCCUCCGCCGACCCCGCAGCGGCGGCGCCUUCAACACCGUCACCGCCAACGGCCGCUCCGAUCCCGGCCAGAACACCGGCUUCUCCAUCCACAACUCCAAAAUCGCCGUCGCCGCCGAUUUCGCCCCCGUCAAGUCCUCCUUCGACUCCUACCUCGGCCGGCCAUGGAAGCCGUACUCCCGGACGGUGGUGAUGCAGACCGCCAUCGACGGCGAGAUCUCGCCGCGAGGGUGGCUCGAAUGGGAGGGUUCCGGCGGGUCGACUUACCGGACCCUGUACUACGCCGAGUAUCAGAAUACGGGACCCGGAUCCGGGACUUCGGGUCGGGUCUCCUGGCCCGGGUUCCACGUGAUCGGCACGCCUGACGCCGGGAAGUUUACCGUCGGGAAUUUUAUCGGCGGCAACGCCUGGCUGCCGUCCACCGGUGUCACUUUCGUGUCCGGACUUUGAAUAAUUUUAAUUAAUUAUUUUAUUUUAAUUUGUAAUAAUCACUAUUAUUAUUAGGUUAUUCGUAAAGUAUAAAUAAGCUGGAUGGAAAGCGACGGUCGAGAUUGAAAGAUGAAAUGUGUAUAUAGAUACGUAUUUCUGUACGCGUAUAUGUAUAUACGUACGUAUGGGUUGCUGCAUUGAUUUCAAAUGUACAUACGUAUGUGUAUAUGAAUAUUGUUGCAAUAAUUCGAGACUAUACUUAUAUAA
Messenger RNA from Andrographis paniculata, 1921 nucleotides. Its product is annotated as pectinesterase. Lineage: Eukaryota; Viridiplantae; Streptophyta; Magnoliopsida; Lamiales; Acanthaceae. Gene Ontology annotation, molecular function: pectinesterase inhibitor activity; pectinesterase activity. The record is from RefSeq and is a predicted model, not a curated record. The coding region runs from base 80 to 1675 and encodes 531 amino acids. The transcript has 3 exons. Gene Ontology annotation, biological process: cell wall modification.